GGUUUUGCACCGACGUCAGAGAAACAGAGCUGGUGCCGACUAAUGAUCCUCACCGUCCUCCUGUAUUUAACUCCGCGGCUUAACAUUACCUUUCAAACCUUUGCAACAGCAUUUACUGUUGUCUUUAAGUUUACACUCGCUAGUGACUAACAUAUAUGUUCUAGUAAUGUAAACUGUAUUGAAAUGCUUAGGGAACCGUAUUUCUCCUGAUAAUGUUGCUCGCAUUAACAUAGUAUAUAUGGCUAACGUAAAUGCAACAAACAUGUCUCCCCGCUAACAACUGGUGGUAUUCUGUUGCGUUCAAGUGUUCAGGUGUGGUGGUGAGCCCAUGGAGAAGCCAUCAUCUUCAGGCAGAGCAGCUCUGGAGGAGAGAAAAGGCCUGGUGGAGGAUAGCUGGGUGCUCAGAGGCGCUGAGGGUGGAGAGGUGGAUCCUCGGACUGCGAGGAAGAGCAGCUCCUCUCGUUCCUCGCGCAAGAGCUUCCGCUUGGACUACCGGCUGGAGGAGGAAGUGACAAAAUCCUGUCGGGAUAAAAAUGGCCGCUGGACAAACCCCUGGUCCACAUGGCGGUUUCCUUCCUACACCACCCUGCUCAGAUUCCUGCUGUUGGAUAAAAAUCACAGCAAUGUACCAACUAGUAAAGAGGCUCUGGACAAUGAGCUCCCAGUAAUGGAACCGUACUUUGUCCAGAACCCAGACCUGUCCGACUCUGGUCCCGGUCUGAGAGUCACCUGGCUGGGUCACGCCACAGUUCUGGUUGAAAUGGACGGGUUAAACAUCCUAACGGACCCAAUUUUCAGCCAGAGGGCCUCACCGUUCCAGUUCAUGGGGCACAAAAGGUAUCGAGGGCCCCCGUGCACUGUGGACCAGCUGCCAAGGAUCGACGCUGUCGUCAUCAGUCAUUCUCAUUAUGACCAUUUGGAUGCUGGAUCUGUGGCUAGCCUUAAUGCACGCUUUGGAGGGGAGCUACGCUGGUUUGUGCCCCUGGGCUUGAUGGACUGGCUGGUGAAGGUGGGCUGUGAGAAUGUGAUGGAGCUGGAUUGGUGGGAGGAGAACUGUGUGCCCGGUCAUGAUGAUGUCACAUUUGUCUGCACACCCUCUCAGCACUGGAGCAAACGCACUGCGCUGGAUGAUAACAAGUCUUUAUGGGGCAGCUGGUCUAUUUUGGGUCCAGACCAUCGAUUCUUCUUCGCUGGAGAUACCGGCUACUGCGCUUCCUUCCAGGAGAUCGGACGACGCUUUGGACCGUUUGAUCUCGCAGCAAUCCCCAUCGGAGCUUACAUGCCCAGGGAUAUGAUGCAGGGGCAGCAUGUAGAUCCAGAAGAGGCUGUUCAGGUUCACCAAGACCUUCAGGCCAAACAGUCCGUGGCCAUUCACUGGGGAACCUUUGCUCUCGCCUACGAGUACUACCUGGAGCCACCGGUUCGUCUCCGAGAGGCUCUGGAACAGAAAGGCCUGAAGCCAGAAUCCUUCUUCACUUUGCAUCACGGAGAGUCUCGACUCAUAGCUUCACAGGAAGGAGAUGUCUUUGAUUGAUUCUGUGUGUCUGUAACAAAGUGCAGAACAUUUUGUUUAGCAUUUUUUUUAAAUGGACAUUUGAAAUGCAUCUUAUCCCAACUGAAAACAGGAAUUCAAAUGUUCCACAAUACUGUUUACAAACUGAAUGUUUGCACUGUAACUCCACUAUAAAAACUAAUUGGAUUACUCGGGCAAAGAUCAGCGCCUCAUGAGAAACAUUUAAUAAUACAGUUGAAGUCUCAAAUAAGAUUUUAUAAUCACUAACGGAUCAUUUUUAUCCCAAAGAGUCAAAGCACCAGUUUAACAUUAGUCAUAUUUAGAGACUUUGCAGCUAAUGUUUCUAUGCAGUGAUGAGUUGUGUUGUUGUUGUUGUUGUCUGAACAGUCUCUUCAGAAAGCUCUCCGCUCUGAGGAGCACAGAUUUCUGGCCAAAAUGUGAGCAGAACUCCAACAGAUACAAUGACAAUGGUGCUGGUUCCAUGUUACUAUAGUAACCAGUGCUCUUGAAUGGCGAUAUUAAUGUAUGUAAAGUGUGUGUGUGUGGGGUUGAACCACAAACCUUCAGUAUGGAGACUGAUUCUGCUUCCUGUUGACACACGGCUGGAUUUUAAAAGUUCCUGUGAGCAAGAAACAAACCAUUAGAAUGUUAUUUAGACUAGUAUUGGUGCUAGCUAAUGCCACAAUACAAAAAAGGUAUUUCUCUGAAUGUACUCAAACUACAUGAGACACAGAAGUGUAAAAAGAAAUACUGCUGUCUGAUGUAAAUCACUACCACUGUAUGCUUAGAAAGUGCUGCUGAAGAGCAGUCAGAAGUUGAGCUGGGUUCAGCUUCAUGCACUGCAAAUGUUGUGCAUUGUUCCUGCUACCGAGAGAAACAGAAUCAUUGUAGUACUCAACCGUUUAUUUUGGUAUGUUAUCUUUAAAGGCUUGAAUGUACAAACAGUUGACUUCACAAUGUUAAGUUCCAUAACCCGGUUACAACUACAAUGCCAAACUGUUUCUUACACAUCAUCUGUGUCACUCCCAUUAAAUAUAACUUUCAUUUCAAAA
Cottoperca gobio is the source of this 2565-nucleotide messenger RNA. RefSeq names its product N-acyl phosphatidylethanolamine phospholipase D (gene napepld). The transcript is spliced from 10 exons. The coding region runs from base 329 to 1534 and encodes 401 amino acids. The record is from RefSeq and is a predicted model, not a curated record. Lineage: Eukaryota; Metazoa; Chordata; Actinopteri; Perciformes; Bovichtidae. Gene Ontology annotation, biological process: N-acylphosphatidylethanolamine metabolic process; N-acylethanolamine metabolic process. Gene Ontology annotation, cellular component: membrane-bounded organelle; cytoplasm. Gene Ontology annotation, molecular function: zinc ion binding; N-acylphosphatidylethanolamine-specific phospholipase D activity.